UAUGUGGAGUAUGUGGCAUUUAAGCCUCAGCGUAGUAAAGUCUGCGGCACAGACACGCCGGAGAGCACUUUGGAUACACACGCAUCCAGCUGGAGUUCAGCCAUUUUCACAAAGUUUACCUGCUUUUUAAAGGUCUUACAUCAAGAACACACAAUGCCAAACUGGGGUGGAGGCAACAAGUGUACAGCGUGCCAUGGGACGGUGUACCACGCCGAGGAAGUGCAGUGUGACGGCAAGAGUUUCCACAAAUGCUGUUUUCUCUGCAUGGUCUGCAGGAAGGGAUUAGACAGCACCACGCUGGCUAUUCAUGAGCAGGAGAUCUACUGCAAGUCCUGCUAUGGGAAGAAGUACGGCCCUAAGGGCUACGGUUAUGGUCAGGGGGCGGGGACGCUCAACAUGGACCGAGGAGAGCGGCUGGGAAUCAAACACGAACAGACACACGCUCACAAACCGACCACCAACCCCAACCCAUCCAAAUUUGCCCAGAAGUUCGGAGGUUCCGAGAAGUGCGCCCGGUGUGGAGACUCUGUGUAUGCAGCUGAGAAGAUCAUGGGAGCCGGCAAGCCGUGGCACAAGAACUGCUUCCGAUGUGCAAAAUGUGGCAAGAGCCUCGAGUCGACCACUCAGACCGAGAAAGACGGAGAAAUCUACUGCAAAGCAUGUUACGCCAAGAACUUCGGGCCCAAAGGGUUCGGUUUCGGCCAAGGAGCCGGGGCUCUGGUUCACGCUCAGUGAUGGAUGAACUGGAUCACACAGACACAAACACAACUUCAUACAUUCCUCUGCCCAACAUGAACUACAGCUCACCCUUUUCUCAUGCCCCCCCCCCCCCCUCCCCCCUUUUGUUGAAAUAGGUGCUAAUGAUACAAAAUAAAAACAUUAACAAAC
Molecule: messenger RNA, 888 nt
Organism: Acanthopagrus latus (yellowfin seabream)
Lineage: Eukaryota; Metazoa; Chordata; Actinopteri; Spariformes; Sparidae
Gene: csrp2
Product: cysteine and glycine-rich protein 2
Exons: 6
Coding region: 154-735 (193 amino acids)
Biological process (GO): sarcomere organization; muscle tissue development
Cellular component (GO): Z disc; nucleus; cytoplasm
Molecular function (GO): structural constituent of muscle; actinin binding
Source: RefSeq, a predicted model, not a curated record